Molecule: messenger RNA, 522 nt
Organism: Brachypodium distachyon (stiff brome)
Lineage: Eukaryota; Viridiplantae; Streptophyta; Magnoliopsida; Poales; Poaceae
Product: dihydrolipoyllysine-residue acetyltransferase component of pyruvate dehydrogenase complex
Exons: 2
Coding region: 1-522 (173 amino acids)
Source: RefSeq, a predicted model, not a curated record
AUGGCCGGCGAGAAGAAGCCGAUGACCGCCUCCCCGGACGCCGCCCCCGCCAGCCCCCGGAGCGCCGCCCCUGGGCAGUUCGGGACGCCGAUCCGAGCGCCCGCCCCAGCAGCACCUGUCGUGGCGGCGGCGGCGGCGGCGGCGGCCGAGCGCGCUGCCCAGGAGGAGCAGCAGCAGAAGAAGGCGGUGGAGUUCAAGCAGAAGCACGCGGAGUUCUGGGCGGAGGCGGCGGCCCUGGCGGCGGAUCUCGGCGUCGACGUGAACUUCGUCGUCUUCCUCCCCGGCGGGCAGCUGGCCGUCAACGACGUCUUCCACGGCGACGUCGCCGGCGCUGCGGCCCGGCAGCGUGCGGCGGAGCUGAGGGAGGCGAGGAAGGCGAGGGAGCAGAUAACGAUGCUGGAGGAGGCCGAGGCGCAGCUGCCGGAGCUCAAAGCCGCCCUGGAGAGCCGGCGUCAGGAGCUCAUGGCGGCGGCGGCGAGCACCUCCGACGCCGAUGGGCCGGAUUAUUUUGCUGAAUUGUAG